Molecule: messenger RNA, 1635 nt
Organism: Pediculus humanus corporis (human body louse)
Lineage: Eukaryota; Metazoa; Arthropoda; Insecta; Psocodea; Pediculidae
Product: tartan protein, putative
Exons: 2
Coding region: 1-1635 (544 amino acids)
Cellular component (GO): plasma membrane
Molecular function (GO): protein binding
Source: RefSeq, a predicted model, not a curated record
AUGUUAAAAAGUGAAGAUCCUGUUUUGAGUCACAAAGGAAAAUACAUUUCAAGAUUAAAUCAUAAUUCAAAAAAGGUUGAAACAAUAAGAUUAAGUUUUUUAUUUAGGACUAUGAUUCAAUUUCACUUGUUUGAAUUAAUUUAUAUGGCGGUUUUCCUAUCGUCUGCAGCUCAGGCUUUAGCUUUUUGUCCAAACGGUUGCAUUUGCGAUGAUGAUACUCUGGUUGUGUCGUGUAAAGAAGCCAAUUUGGACGUGAUUCCCAUAACUCUUAAUCCGUCUAUACAGCGUUUAGUGUUAAAAAACAAUCGUAUUAAAACGGUUGAUGCUGCAUUUCAAUUUUACGGCGAACUUCAAUACGUAGAUCUUGCGUACAAUCAUCUAGUCAGCAUUCCUAUGAAGAGUUUUGAAGCACAGAAAAAACUUUUUGAACUUCAUCUUAAUCAUAAUAAAAUAUCAUCAAUUAACAAUCAAACUUUCGUAGGUUUGAAAAAUUUGGGAGUGUUAAGCUUACGUGAGAAUUUUUUAGAAGAAUUAAGUUCUAAUUUGUUCAGUUCGCUCCCGAGUUUGCAAGAAUUGGAUUUAGGAGUUAACAGUAUAUCCGUUGUCGAUCCUUCGGCAUUUUCCGGAUUAUCUUCAUUGAAAAUAUUGUAUCUCGAUGAUAACCAACUUCGAUCCAUUCCGACGGGUUCUUUUUCAUUAUUGGGAAACCUGGCAGAACUCCACAUCGGACUAAACGCUUUCACAUCCCUUUCUGACGGUGCUUUCACGGGUUUGACAAAGCUUUAUAAACUCGAUCUCGUGAGUGCUGGACUCGUGAACAUAAGCGAAGGAGCAUUCAAAAAAUUGACGGGUCUGAGAAGCUUGGGAUUGGCUGAUAAUAGAUUAGGAUCGAUACCCACUCGUCAAUUGAAGAUGAUGACAAGGUUGGAAGAAUUAUCGUUGGGCCAAAAUGAAUUUAGAAUAUUGGAAUCGAAUGCAUUUUUGGGUUUGUCCAACCUCCGUCGUCUGGACAUAUCCGGAGCUCCACACCUGGAAAAAGUCGAAAAAGAUGCUUUUAGAGAUAACUUAAAUUUAGAAACGCUUGUUUUAAGUAGCAAUAAAAGACUGUCGCAAAUCGAAGAAGGCGCCCUUGCAGGAUUACCAAAUUUAAAAAAUUUAGUUUUGCGCGACAACGCGUUUUCUUCUUUUUCCGAGUCUCUCGUGUCGUGGCUUGAACUUCACGAAAUAGACAUCGCGGAAAAUCCCAUCGAGUGCCGUUGCAGCUUAUUAUGGUUAAAGGAAUUAUUGAUAAAAAAAAAUAUAAGUCAAAUUCUCUGUGCGUCUCCGUCUCAUUUGAAAGAUCGCCGUCUGAGUACUCUUACGUCAGAUGACAUGGGAUGCUCUUACAGUGAUACAAGGCAGCAAGCAAUAAUAGGAGCCGUGUGCUGCAUAGCAGCAGUAAUUCUCGCGCUCAUAGUUUUUUUUCUCUAUCGUUACCGAAAAUCUGUCCAAGACGUGCUCAAAGAGUACAAGUGGAAUAACAGAGCGAUAAGCAGAAAAGAACACGAAUAUCAGAAAACAUUUUCCGAUGACGAUUUCAUCGUUCGUGCAGCUCAACAGCCCACUCUCAAACCCAUACCCGUGACAGAACUGUAG